AUGGCAUGGAUGAAGGGACUACUUACUAGAGCGGCUUCGUUGCAUGCUUCGUUAUCUCAAUAUUCUACUAAUGGGCUAUCUACAUAUGGGUGUUUGAACGCAUCCACACUUCCUCCAUUUCUAAAUGAUGGUGGUUCAUAUUACGGACACCCUUGGGGAAACGCCAAGCCAGGACCACACCUACCACCCAAUACUGGAAAGACUCGGCAUUAUGAUCUCACAGUAUCCAGAUCUAUCAAAGCACCAGAUGGAUAUCAGAAAAGUGUUAUCUUAAUCAAUGAUCAAUUCCCUGGACCUCUCAUCGAAGCAAACUGGGGAGACACGAUUAGCGUCAGAGUCACAAACAAUAUUACCGAUAAUGGAAAAGAAGGGCUGAGUCUUCAUUGGCAUGGUCAACCACAGAAGCUGAGUCCUUGGGCGGAUGGUGUACCAUCCGUCACUCAAUGUCCCAUUGCCCCUGGAAGUAGUUUCACAUACGAGUUUCGAGCCGAGUCUUUUGGAACCAGCUGGUAUCAUUCUCAUUUUAGCGCUCAGUACAACGAUGGCCUUUUUGGGCCAUUGAUAAUUUAUGGUCCCAAUCACGUAGAUUAUGAUAUUGAUCUUGGACCCGUCAUGCUGUCUGACUAUCUUCAUCAAUCAUAUCGUAGCAUGGUCGUAGGCAUCGCGACAAAAGUUCCGAAUGGUCCAAUAUUCCCACAUGUUGACAAUAACCUAAUCAAUGGAAAAGGGUCAUUCAAUUGCAAUUCCACCUUGGGUGGGACUUGUACACCGGAUGCAGGGCUAUCCAAAUUUAAGUUUACCAAAGGCAAGACGCAUCGUCUCCGGCUCAUUAAUGCUGGUAGUGCAGGCACGCAAAAAUUCUCAAUUGAUGGACACCAACUUCAGGUUACCACGGUCGAUUAUGUUCCAAUCGUUCCUUAUACUACUAACGUGGUAACUCUUGGAAUUGGACAAAGAGCUGAUGUCUUAGUUCACGCAACGGGAGAAUCGACCGAUGCUGUCUGGAUGCGAUCUGAUUUGGAUGUUCCAUGCAUGCUUCUGACUUGCACAAAUCCUCAUGGUUUAGCAGCAGUUUACUAUGACAACGCAAGUACAACACUUGCGCCGACAACGACAGGCGUAUCAUGGGACAGUAACGAUUGUGCCAAUGACCCGUUACAUUUAACCAUUCCAUACACCGAAAUAAGCCCACCCGAGAGCCCGUCCAUCACACAGGACAUGGAAAUCAAUGUUGGUGUGAAUGGAUCUGGCAGUGCCCUCUUCACUGUGAAUAAUUCGACCUUCCGAGCUGACUACAACUCACCACUCCUCCUUCUUGCCAGCCAAGGCACUCCCGUCUCAACCCUUCCUCACGAUUGGAAUAUCUACAACUUUUCCAGUCACCCUUCUAUCCGCAUCCACGUCACCAAUAUUUGGGAUACACCUCACCCUAUGCAUCUCCACGGACACGAUUUCUUUGUCCUCGCUGAAGGAAAGGGGACUUGGGACGGCACCAUCACAAACCCAUCUAAUCCCGUCCGUCGCGACACAGCACUUAUGAGACCCGGUUCGCCAUCCGAUCCCAGUUUCCUCGUGGUAGAAUUUUUCGCGGAUAAUCCUGGAGUUUGGCCAUUCCAUUGCCAUACGAGUUCGCAUGUUAGUGCAGGGCUUUUGGUGAAUAUUUUUGAGAGACCGGAUUUGGUCGCUGAGGGAAGAGAUCAGAGAGGUAUGAUUCCACAGGUGGUUAAGGAAACUUGCGAUGCUUGGAAUGCGUAUACUAGUGCUGGAGGGGAAGUUGAUGAGAUUGAUUCUGGAUUGCGUCGUCGAAGAUAUUAA
Molecule: messenger RNA, 1815 nt
Organism: Botrytis byssoidea
Lineage: Eukaryota; Fungi; Ascomycota; Leotiomycetes; Helotiales; Sclerotiniaceae
Exons: 7
Coding region: 1-1815 (604 amino acids)
Molecular function (GO): copper ion binding; oxidoreductase activity
Source: RefSeq, a predicted model, not a curated record